Sinocyclocheilus anshuiensis is the source of this 2978-nucleotide messenger RNA. RefSeq names its product rho GTPase-activating protein 44-like. Gene Ontology annotation, cellular component: cytoplasm; leading edge membrane; postsynaptic density. The record is from RefSeq and is a predicted model, not a curated record. Gene Ontology annotation, molecular function: protein binding; GTPase activator activity. Gene Ontology annotation, biological process: regulation of dendritic spine morphogenesis; neurotransmitter receptor transport, endosome to postsynaptic membrane; regulation of actin cytoskeleton organization. NCBI's taxonomy places the organism in Eukaryota, Metazoa, Chordata, Actinopteri, Cypriniformes, Cyprinidae. The transcript is spliced from 17 exons. The coding region runs from base 1 to 2355 and encodes 784 amino acids.
AUGCUGAGGAUCUGUGGAGAGACACAAGACAGACUCGCUCAAGAACUUCUGCUGUUUGAGCUCCAGAUCGAGCGAGACGUCGCUGAGCCACUCUACACUCUCGCUGAGGUUGAAAUUCCCAACAUUCAGAAGCAAAGAAAACAUUUAGCCAAACUCGUACUGGACAUGGAUUCUGCUCGCACACGGUGGCACCAGUCGUCCAAAUCCUCAACUCUGACUAAUAAGGAAACGCCUACUGGGGCCAAAGCCGACGCCCUCAGGGAGGAGAUGGAGGAGGCAGCCAAUCGGAUGGAGAUCUGUAGAGAUCAGCUCUCGGCAGACAUGUAUAGUUUCGUGGCCAAAGAAAUUGACUAUGCAAACUACUUCCAGACGCUGAUCGAGGUUCAGGCCGAGUACCACAAGAAGUCUUUGGAGCUGCUCCAGAACGUUCUGCCACAGAUUAAAGCGCAACAGGAGUCGUGGGUGGAGAAGCCGUGUUACGGGAAACUGUUAGAGGAGCAUCUGACUCUGAGCGGGAGAGAAAUCGCUUUCCCCAUCGAAGCGUGUGUGACCAUGCUGCUGGACUAUGGCCUACAGGAGGAGACGUUCAUCUGGAUUCUGCAUCUGUAUAAUCUGUAUAUCUGCAUCAAAUGUUACACUGUUCUGCAUCUGCUUCCACCUCUGCAUGAGCGUAAAUGCAUUAUUGCAGAUCAGGACAAGCGUCUGCAGGCGUUGUUAUCGACCUGUGAGAAACUUCCUACAGCAAACAGCAACAACUUCAAGUAUUUGAUCAAAUUUCUUGCCAAGCUGAACGAGUAUCAGGAUUACAAUAAAAUGAGUCCAGGAAACAUUGCGAUCGUUCUGGGGCCAAACCUGCUGUGGGCGCAUACAGAGGGGAACAUGACGGAGAUGAUGACCACCGUCUCGCUGCAGAUCGUCGCCAUCAUUGAGCCGCUCAUCCAGCACGCUGACUGGUUCUUCCCUGGAGAGAUCGAUUUUAACGUGACGGGAAACUACGGCAGCCCCGUUCACACCAAUCACAACGCCAACUACAGCUCCAUGCCGUCGCCGGACUUGGACCAAUCAGAUCGCAGGCAGCCGGACCAAAGCCGACGCCCACUCAGCGUCGCCACCGACAACAUGAUGCUGGAGUUCUACAAGAAAGACGGCAUUAGGAAAAUUCAGAGUAUGGGAGUGCGAGUGAUGGACACCUCCUGGGUUUCUCGCCGGGGCUCCUCCUCCUCGUCUUGUAAGAGCUCCUCGACUCCGCCCAGCCUUCAGCCACCCUCUGAUUCGCUGAACCCCGAGCAGCCGGCCGAUGUCUCCGCCUCCCCCUCACAGACUCCGCCCCCCAUCAGCGCCGAUAGGACCAGCUCCGACGAGGCGUCAUCCAAUCGCUCGGACUCCUGUCUCGUCUGCCCCUCCCCUGAGGAGGAGAGACCGCCCCCUCCGUACCCGUUCCCUGUCUCCUCCUCUUCCUCCUCCUCCUCCUCCUCCUCGUUCUCUAUCCCUCACCCUCGAGUGCGUCCCGAAUGCGUUCCUCCCUCGGCGUUCAGCCGCUGGUCCGUGUACAGCUCUCCGCCUGCGCUCCUCCUGUCCUCCACCUCUCUAGACAUCAACUCCAACCCCAAACCCAGUGUCCUGCACCUGUCCAAGCAGGGCUCUCUGCCCUCCGAGCCGUCUCUCUCGCAUGCACCCGUCUACAUCAAACCCCCGCUCGCUCCCUGCCUCCCCACCCUUAGCCCUCAUUCUGCUGCGCCGCUGUGGGCCGCCUGCGCCUGCAGCCGAGAGAGGGGACUCAGAGUGCCUAGCACUCAGAAGAAUAAGGAGCCUUCGCCUGUGAUUGGUCAAAGAGGCAUUUCACCAAUGGCUCCCUCUGCUGGACACAACCAGCUUUCAGACCAGAGUCCUCUCACGCUGCGCAAAGUUUCCAAAAAGCUGGUCCCCAUCCCUCCCAAGGGUCCGUAUUCUCCGUCGAGCUGUGUGUCGGAUCUGUCUCCGGGUCCGUCUCCGGUCAGUCUGUCCCCGACGCCCCCCAGCACCCCGUCCUCAUACAGCUUCAGUUACCCACAGAGCGGCUCCGUCCUCACCUCGCCCGGACACAACCACAGCCAGACGCUCACCGGGACCCUGCCCAAAUCACGGCCAAUGCCCAAACCGCCCCGCCAGAGACCCAACCUGCCCCCGCCGCAGCCGCCGCAGCCGCUGGAGCACACGCCGGGCCUGCUGGACGCGCUGUCCGCGGGAGAGAGCAUGUCUACAGACUCGUGCUGUGAUUUGGACAUUCCCAUAAUAAGCGUUGAACUGGACGGGAGAUACAGGAACUCUGUGGAUCUGCUGGAGUCGGAGGAGGAGUCGGAGAGCACUGCCCUUUGACCCCUGGGAUUACCCACAAUCCUUUACUCCCUCCCUUCACCGCACAAGUGACGUUGUAUUGUCCACGUGAUCCUCUGCACUGACCCACAGACAGGAUCUGAAGCGCGGAUCACGUCACUGUGCCGUUCUGGUCCCGUCUUCUUUGUGUUUUUUAUGUUUUUACGGUUUUUCCAUGUGGUUGGUUUUCUAUUUGCCUUAUCUGAGUUCUUGCACUUUUGUCUUGAAGUUCGUGUUAUGUGUGUUCGGGACGCUGCUGGGUGUAGAAAAUCACACUGAAACCUUGUUGUGUGUAAACCCAGACUAGCAUUCGAACAAGUAUACAAACAGCUCCUGACACACUACAGCACAAUCUGCUCAUAUCUGAGACGAAGAUGGACGUGAGUGUGAGUGUGUGUGUGUGUGUGUGUGUGUGUGUGAGUGUGUGAGUGUGAGUGCGUGCGUGCGUGCUUGAGUGUGUGUGUGUGUGUGAGCGUCUGAGAUGAGAUGCUCUCGCUGUGGUUUGUAGUCAGAUUUUAAGUUGACUGAUGUGGAGUAACUGAGAGGGGCCGUUCACACAUGAAUUUACCAUUCAAAACUUUGGGAUUGGUACAUUUUUUUUAUGUUUUUCAGUCUCUUCUGCUCAC